CUUACAUCAUUCCCAAUGCCAAUCAAACAGAAACGUGCUAUGUUGCCCCUCCUUCCUAUGAAUUUCCCAAUGUUACUGUUGUCAGCCAAGGUGGCAAGCCUUGUACGCCAAACCAGCACAAAAUCCCAGUAGAAACCGUAAAAGGAAUAAGGACCAAUUUGGUUGUGGACGCUCCCAUGACCAGGCCCCUGGCAUCCCGAAUCAUCCCGCGCUGGGUUCUUCCCUCACAGCACAGGAUCAGAACUGAAUUCAUCAAAGAAACCUAUAUUGGUGAAGUGACUUCCAUUGAUGACAUUGUAUCUCAAGUAGACCUUGGAGAUACUGACAACUCCACAAACAAUAAGCCUAAGUGGGAAGGUACUAGAGGCAGUGAAACAUCAGCGUACUGCUAUGCAGUAGUGUCUGGGAGCAAUGAGGAGCCUACAAACAAUGUUAAUCUGACUACCAAGUGCAUAGAACAGUCAGGAAAAUUUUGUGAGAGCUAUAGUGACAGCAUAGCGACAGACCCAGUGAGUGCUACAGCCAUCUGCAAAUCCAAGUCAAGAAAGAAAGACUGUGCCAAAACUACACAGGGUAAUGGAUGGAAGAUAGAGAGUCGGAGGCAUAAUGAGUCAAGGAAUUCAGCUGAUUCCAAACUGGUGACCAGUCCAUUAGACUCAACGUAUAGGUCUUGUGUGAGCAACACAAGUACAGAUUGGAUCACAGAAGUUUCCCCUGAGCACCAACCUUCUUCAUUGCGUUCAACCUCUACUGUUACAUCAAAUCAAUGCUCUGAACUGAAUAGGGAGCACCCCACAGCGCCUCGUGGUUCUCUUCCAGACCAAAGUACAAGCCCUCUUGCAAACAGUCACAUCAAAGAGAUGUCCCGUGACAUGAAGCCUGUAUCACAUCCAACAGAAACAGCUUCUACAAAAUCCACGCAAAAUCAUCGUCCUUUUACCAGUGUUCUACAACAAGCAACAAACAGCAACAACACCCACAACUUGACCGUCUCAUGCACUUCUCAGCAAGGUCCACCAUUGUCGCUGCAACACAACCUCAGUACCAGUCAGGUUAAAAAGAUCUCUUCUCCUCAUUACAGGGUGAUUCAUUUGGAUCCACAAGAGAAUGAGGAAACUCAACCUGCUUCCAAUGAGGUCCUGGAAGGUUCCUCUCCUGUACCUCCUCUGCAAGGCAUAACUAGUUGCCCUGACCAACAGCUGUCAAAUGGCCAAGCUCACAUCCUACUCACCUCAACAACAUCUCCUCACCAUCAACUGCAAAUGAAUACCUUACACAAGAAUGCCAAUCAAGGAGCAGAGAGUUACAAUGCACCAUCUGUAAAUAAGACAGAAGGUCUAAAUGGCCUUCUAUUGGCCAUCAAUCACCAGAGAUCCAUUGAUCAAACUGUGGAUCAAAACAGUUGCAAAAGUUGCCCCACAAUUAAGAGUCCUAAAACAGCCUUCCCAUCUCAACAGCGAGCCAUUUUGCUAGGGUCAAAAUUAGAUGCUUCAAACCAGAAUAAUAAACCAGCUCUGCCUGUGAUAAACAGGGCAAUUCUCCAAGGCUUCACUGCAAGUCCCAUAGAACCAGCCACGCACACAAUAUCUGCACUCACAGAACAGCCGGCAGCUGGAGGAAACGGGCAAUUGAUGUUGGAGAGGGACAAAGCACCCGUUCUAGCCACCCUCACAACCGGUCAGCAUCUCAAGGAUGAUUCCAUGUCAGCGACAUCUGAUGGCAGCUUGGACAAUCUGCAUUUCAAAGAAAACCCCCACAAAUCAAGACCUUUGCUGAGAAAGUUCUUCUCUGGAAUUGGCCUCAAGACUGUCUAUAAACUGAACAAACUGCGCUCAGCAAGCUUGGAGCAAAUAACUACACGGCCAUGCUCGGGGACAGAGCCGGUGUGCGAAGGGAGCAGUGCAGCAAUGAGGAUGGCUCCCUUCUUACAGUCACCCCGGAAGGUGUCCCCACUGUUCCAGCUGAGGAAAGCCUCGUCCAUCCAAUCCCUUAACUCCCAGAAGAAAAAGAAGGAUCGCUCUGGCUCAUACUUGGUAGGAGAGACAGGAGACACUGGCUCAGGUGACAGGCGGUUUGCCUCCAGGCCAGUGAGAUCCCUCAGUGUAGAAGACAUUGGAUCUCCUAAUCACCCGAGGGCUAUUGGUCAUGUGGUGAGGACCUUUCCUGACACCAGCUUCCUGCUUGAGAUGUCACGGCCUGUCAAUGGACCUCUUGGUUUCUUCAUCUGCAGGGGGAGUGGCAAAUCUCGAGGAGGGAUCUUCGUCCAUCACAUGGCUGACCAAAACACAGAGAAGUUGUAUGCAGGAUUGCUGGAACUUGGGGAUGAGAUUCUGGAGGUCAAUGGGAAAAGUGUGGAAGGCUUGACUUUCAACGAGGUCUAUAGUCUGAUAUCAGAAGGCAGGACAGUAUCCAUUAGAGUGCGGAGAAAUAAUAGCACCAAACGGUGACAGGACAUUACUAUUCUGGGCCAUAAAGUAUUACAGUGUUAUAACACACAUGGAGGAAGCUACAUCUCGUACCUGAGUGGUCACUUUGGUGAUUCUACAUCUGAUAUCAGCCUAUUUUAUAUUCUCAAGACUUCAGCCAGAUGUCCAGUGAUCAGUCUCAGGACGGUAAUGGGAAUCUGCAUUUUGAGUUAAAGUACUAAACAGUAUCUGUGUUGAAUUGCCCACUCUUCUCACGUUUGAUGAACCAAACUCCAACCGCGAUUGAUUUAAUUCACACCAUAACAUAAAGCACUCUACAUCUAAACCUAACCACCCAGCUCCUUCCUCAAUGUCAAAGCAGCCAGAAAUAGCUCAGCCAUUCAGUGAUGGUACCCCCUAAGUUUGGAGAUCUGCUUGCUGUAUUCUGGGGCUAGCCUCAGACUGUUGUAGCUCCCAGGCAGACUGACUGAACUAUCUAAAGAAAGUACAUCGGACUGAAAUGUGAGGAGUGUACAUGAUUGUGGUCAGAGUUUAGCUGAGUCUGUGAUAUCUGUGAUCCGUGACCUAGCUAAAUGCAAUUUGUCCUUCAUUUACUACUAAGAUCCAAGACAUGCAAUACAAACUACCAACGGAAUUGGAAGUUUACGUUAAGGUUGGAGUGAGUCCAUCUGGUGCAUUGUCUGGCACUGGUCACUGAGAGGCCACACUACGGCCACUUUUCCACCACACAAAGCAAGAGAAAAGUCGGUGGAUUUCCCAGAAACACUAAAGUGGUUCAAGAGACAUUUCUGGAGUGAUCAGGAAUUGGGGGCUAUUGUGAGGAAGCCACAUGACUGCUUCUGUUCAUGAAGCAACAGAUGUGUCAGGUAGGAUUUAGUUGAAAUGAAUGUAAUGUUGAUGGGAAGUUCAGUAAUGUUCUCAGUUAAACUGGACAGGAAGCAUCUGGGUGCAUGUUAAUUCCUAUAGGUAACUCCUCGCACUGUGAGAUCCCAAUUGUAGCCAUGCAG
Callorhinchus milii (elephant shark) is the source of this 3433-nucleotide messenger RNA. RefSeq lists its product as uncharacterized. Lineage: Eukaryota; Metazoa; Chordata; Chondrichthyes; Chimaeriformes; Callorhinchidae. Gene Ontology annotation, cellular component: apical plasma membrane; cell cortex; nucleus. Gene Ontology annotation, molecular function: protein kinase C binding. The record is from RefSeq and is a predicted model, not a curated record. The transcript has 6 exons. The coding region runs from base 177 to 2447 and encodes 756 amino acids. Gene Ontology annotation, biological process: regulation of cellular localization; establishment or maintenance of cell polarity; centrosome cycle.